Vitrella brassicaformis is the source of this 3616-nucleotide messenger RNA. NCBI's taxonomy places the organism in Eukaryota, Vitrellaceae. The record is from the annotation of a GenBank genome assembly.
CCCCGUGCACGCGUCACGAAAACACACCCACACAACCAAGCCACAUGAACAGAGGCAGUCAGUUGAUCACAUCGAUAUCGAUCAGUGCCUUCCACGCACACAAAAGUCACAUCGACGUGUUGUCGUCAGUCAUCGAAACACUAGGGACACCGAGAAGAGAGCAAGCAGCCACGAGAGCAGCGCCCACAGCGGUCGUCUCCUCCAGCCAAACGACGACAGGUCAGCGGCCUUGCAGAUGUGGAUUAUGUGAGCACAGAAAUCUCCUUUCACUUUGGCCAGGAAGGGGUGGGCCUUGCUGUCGGCCACGUCAGCCGAGGCAACCAUGCUCGCCUGUGCCGUCCUUGCAAACGACUCCGGGAGGCCUGCACAUCACAUCCAUAUGGACAAAGAAAUGCAGCUAAGAGUGUGUUGGUGUGUUGUGUCUCUCUGUGUUGUGCGUCUGUUAGGCUCACAAUGCUCGUUGUCGAGCAUUUGCCGGACUUCGGGCUUGAGUUUGCUGAUGAGUGCAGGUGGGUCGAAGUAUUCCGUCAGCUGCUCUGCGUUCCAUGGCAUCGGCAGCGACCGGCACAGUGUGUCCCAUGGCCCCAGCUGCACACAAACGUGUGUGUGAAGGCAUGGAUGGCUCGGUGGUGUCCUCACGUCACCUCAUCUCACCUUUGCUCUUUUCCUCUGCAGAAUAUGAUGGACGGCCUCCGUCCGGGUGAACUUGUAGAGUGUCAGCUGCCAGAAGUCAGCGACAGAACCCGACAUCAGACUGCGCUGCACGGCCAGACGGACGACACAAGCCCGUGAAGUUCGCUUCUCUCUUUUUCUGUGAGAUUCACUGGCACCUCAUGGCCUGCCCGGAUGAGGUUCCGCUCCAUGUCCAGGUAAUCUGCUAUCACCACCGACCUAACGACAGACACACAUCACAAUGAUGAUCACAUCUCACAGACGCGAGAUACUGUGUCGUCCUGUCUAAUGUUUAUCUGCCUGUCUGCCCACCAGGCCUUUCGCAUGGAUGUCGGCGCGUAUCCCUCCGGACACUGGAGUGUCCCUGGUGGGCUGCCGACAUCCGUGUACAUGGCAGGGGUGAGGUAGCUCAAGCCCCUGUGGGAGCCUGACGACAUGCAUGACGGGAGGUGUGCUUGCGUGUCUCUCUUUCUCUUCCAUACAGAUGUUGAAGAAGUGUUUUCUGAUGGUCUCUGCUGUUGAUGAGGGCACAUAUGGCGGGUCUCCUGCAGGCAGCUCCUUUAUCGCGCUCUUCCAAGACGAUGGCAAGCCUGUAGAGACCGACAGAGGAUUGGCCGAAUGAGACACGAGACCCAUAUUUCCUCUCACACAUAGUGUCGGAGACUUACAGAAUCCAAGAUGAAAGUCCGCCACUUGUGCCAGAUUUGGAGGAGGGGAGCUGAUCAUGUGCCGCAUCCAUGUGGUCCAUUCAUCGCUCUGGGAGGCUGGGUCACUCGGUGGCGGCAGGUAGGUCCACAGGGCGUUGCAGAUGUGCUGAAAGGGCCCUUUGCCGACGUGAGUCACAAACGCCUUCUUCCUGGCCUGGAGUCAAGGCAACAGAUCAUAUCCGAAAAGGCGGGUGAUGUUCCCCAGGCCAAUGAAUCAAUGACUGGCGGACUAACCAUGACAUCGAUCAGUCUUUCCAGCGACUCCUCUGCAGAGAUGUUUCUGAUGGACUCUUGGCAGUUAGAGACUCCAGUGAGGACCCGAUGGAUGCUGCAGUGGACCUCCUGCUUGGCAUUCUUGUGCGCAUCCUGCACGGCAUUGUAGUGCUGCCACCGCCACAGCCGCCACACGUCCCAUAUCCUAAUCGGCUCGAAGCCCUGAGAUACGAACACCCAGGGAAAUCAGUCACUCAUUCCGAUGUUCCCAUCUCUCACCUUGAAGCACAUGGCUUGGUUGGCCUCGUAUUGCUUGGAGUCGUCAGGAUAGAUGUAAAUCGGUUCUGCGAAUUCCAGAUUGUCCGGUGGGGCGAAUGCAUAGCAGUUGCCGUCACGCGCGCCGCCACCAUGACUGCCUGACGACAGAAGAGAAAUGGCAGUAGUCGACGAUCGGUACUGUAUCGUUCAUUCCUACAGAAUUGGUUGAUGUGGCUGAUCAUGUCGAUGGCGUGCAGGCUGUCGCGCUGGGGCUUUGAGGACUCGUGAGAAUGGACAUAUUCUUCCAUGAUAAUGAGAGAAGGCAUACCUGUCACAAGUUGACAAACAAGCAGUGUGGAUACAUAGACAAUACGAAGGGUGGAUUUGUCACGCACAUGUGCCUUUGUCCCAAUGGUCAGCCAGCUGGUCCCUCUUGAGCUGCAACAAGUGAUCCGGAGCGAAAUAGUGCCCCCAAAUGGGGGCGCCCUUCUCUUGUCGCUGUCCAGGCAGCCUCGGCAGCCCCGCCCUCUCCACCAAGUCACACACAUACCUGCAUGUGACCAAGGCGGCAUGGCCAUAUACAUCAUCUGAAGGCCGAUAUGGACAAUGUCAGUGCCCUGUCCCGGCGGCCCACCUCUCCAGCUGGGGCGAGAUUCGGGGCCUCGGAGCGUUGGGCCUGCUCGCAAGACCGAGACCAAAUCCACCAAGUGCCGGCCCUUCGGGCCAUAGGAAUUCUUUCAGUGACGGGAGAUGCUGCAUAUCCUCGUGGUAGAGGUGGGCCCAAGCCCUCCACAGGUCAGUCAGGCGGACCGGCUGGAAGUUGGGACAGCAGAACCGCUGCAAGCGACGGUACCUGCAUUUCAACACGGGGACACAAAUGUGGAUGGAUGCAUUUGCACCACUUCUGGGCCGCUCUCUUCGCUCACUUGUCACUCUUUUUGUCGGCUGGUAUGUGUUGAAAGCGGUCAGGCUGGACGGAAAGGAAAUUGUCCGCAUCGGCACCAUGGCAGCAUUGAUAGACCUCUUGCCCAGCAGUAGUCGGUCCGACCACUCCGCCGACUUCCGCCUUCUGCUGACAAAGCAGCUCCUCUUGAGGCGAAUGCUGCUCUCGCAACCUGCACUCAUACAUUGGGGGAAAGAGCAUUGUGUCUCGCGAGGACACAACACCAGUGCAGAGCCACCUCACCUUUCUGAAAGGUACUCCCAUGCGUCGGCGGUUGUCGUGGCCUCUUCUGGGUGAUGCUGGCUUGUCCCGCUUAUCAUUCUGAGCCUCUGCACGAUGGCGUGGGAGGCGGCGGUCUUGCGCCGGUAUGCCUUCAGGCACACUUCUCCCCAUUUGGAGCACUCUGCAAUGAUGCAGGCAGAGACAGACACAAAUGGACACAUUGCAGGUCUCUCAGCCACCCAUGAGUCCAUCUGCCUUGUCAUACUCUUGGUGAAAGUGACGAUGUAUUCAAAGGAGCCCUCUGGCGUGGCCACUGCAAAUAGAACAGGAGAAGCCGUGCAGAGGGCUUCUCUCAUCAUCUUCCUUACCUGCGUCGCUCUCGUCGCUGGUCAGGUCACUCUCGUCGCCUGGUCCAUUUGCAGAGAGAUGAGCCGAAUGCACGACCGUCUUGACAGGCGAAACACUGAAGAGCGCGAAUGCGGCAGGGAGAAGUCGGUGUGGGAUUGAUUCCUCCCGCAUUGUGUUAACGAAGAGGCAGCGGCAGAGUGGUGGGUCCACAAAUAUCAACAGGACGACGAGGGCGUCGGUGAGGAACAUCGCG